This is a messenger RNA of Paraglomus occultum, 129 nucleotides long. NCBI's taxonomy places the organism in Eukaryota, Fungi, Glomeromycota, Glomeromycetes, Paraglomerales, Paraglomeraceae. The record is from the annotation of a GenBank genome assembly.
AUGGCACCAGUGUUAGUCAGUGGUCAAUCAAAGGCACGGGCUCCAAGAGAGAAGUCUGGCUUCCUGUGGGAAUUGAAAGGAGCACUUGAUGAAUGGUCACUGGGUACUGUAAGGUGUCUUGGUGGGUAA